Molecule: messenger RNA, 591 nt
Organism: Trichogramma pretiosum
Lineage: Eukaryota; Metazoa; Arthropoda; Insecta; Hymenoptera; Trichogrammatidae
Product: zinc finger protein 300-like
Exons: 2
Biological process (GO): regulation of transcription by RNA polymerase II; cell fate commitment
Cellular component (GO): nucleus; cytoplasm
Molecular function (GO): DNA-binding transcription factor activity; RNA polymerase II cis-regulatory region sequence-specific DNA binding; histone deacetylase binding
Source: RefSeq, a predicted model, not a curated record
UGCGAAAAAUGUGCGAAGAGAUUUGGAAAUAAACGGGAUUUGAUCUUGCACAUAAAGACAGUACACGAAAGUCACAAAGAUCACGUAGGCGACAAGUCCGAAAAGAAAUUUGGAAGAAAAUCACACUCACUUUUACAACUAAAGACAAUCCACGAAGGUCGGAAAGAUUACACCUUCAAAGUCUUCAAAGAUUAUUUAUGUGACUUUUGCGGGAAGAAAUUUCGAAGUAAACAGUAUUUACUCUUGCACAUAAAAACAGUCCACGAGGGUCGCAAAGAUUUUGCAUGUGACAAGUGCGAGAAGAAAUUUACACAAAAAUCGAGUUUGCUCCUUCACCUACAAGUAAUACACGAAGGGCGUAAAAAUUAUGCAUGCGAUAAGUGUGAGCAAAAAUUUGGGUACAAACAUCAUUUGUUUUUGCACCAAAGGAUGGUGCACGAAGGUUGCAAAUACUACACGUGCGACAUGUGCGAGAAGAAAUUUGGAAGAAAAUUUGAUUUUUUCCGACAUCUAGAAGUAGUUCACGAAGGUCGUAGAAGACACCGAAAAACUGUACAUAAAGAUUGUAAAACUGACAAGCGUAAUGAGUGA